AUUUAAUGUCUUCUAAGUUUAAUGUAUAUAAUAAAAGAGGGAUAUAUGCAAAAAAAUUUCAAUCAACACCUAAGCUUAAUUUGAAGUCGAAAUAUUCAGAGUCUUCUCACAAAAUAACAUUAAAAUGAUUAAAAAAUAAAUAACAAUAGUCGUCUAAUAUAAGGACACGGGAAUUAUCACCAGACCUUAAGUAUGAAAAUAAUGACGGCAGUACUAGGGAGAGAAGUAAAAGGAUUAAAAUUAAAUCUCUUUCCCCAAUAAUAGAAUUACAAAGAGGGAGUAAUGCUAAUUCUAACAAAAGAAUCAAACAUCAAAAAAUUCUACAUUUAAAUGAUGCUUCUGAAGAAGAAAGGAUGAUUGAAUUGGGCAAACAUAAGAAAAGUGAGAAAUGGUACACUUCAAAAAUUAUUAAACCACACAAUAAAUUAAAAUCAGUAUCUAUCACUCAAUAUCAAAAUGUCAUAAGCACGAAGAUUAAAAGUGAUGAUCAAAUUAGUAAUAAAGAAGUGUGUAAAAAAUGGGUUAAAUUUGGUGAAUGUAUGUAUGGGGAUAGCUGUGUUUUUAGGCAUGAUAAAAUAAAAGAUAAUAUUGAUAGAGUUCAAAAAUUUGGGAGUAUUAAUUUACAAAUUCAACAUUCUGGGCAAUCUGGAGAGAGUACCAAAUCACAUAAAGGCAGUUUCUCAGAUCAUUUACAGGCUCCUAAAGUUGAUAAGAAUAAAGGACAUCAAUCAACAUCAAUCACUCAAACUAAAAAGAUUGCAAAGGAAUCUUCUAAAUGCAAAGAUUCUAACACAAAUUUAUUCCCUUCUCAUGAUAAAAGAGAAUCAAAGCAUCAAAUUGACGCUCGUGAAAAAAAAUCAAAAUCGAAUGCUGCUAGCAAGAUUUCAUCAGCAGUUUCAUCCGCCAAAUCAUCUGUGCAAAAAAAAGCUUCAAAAAUAGUUCAAGAUGAUAUCAAGCCGCCCCAGAAACUACUCACUAUUCUUCAACCCUCUUCCAUAGUCGUUGUCGUCAACAAAACUCUUAAUUCACCCAUGCCUAAGUCCAACGUUAAUAAAAUCAAAAAUAAUACCAAUAACAAUUUUAACAAAAAUAAAUUCGCAAAUCGAUAUCGACGAACCGAUCGAAAUAUCAAUCAACGUUCCUUACCUAUUCCGAAUAUACCAAAUAACAGCGAAAAUAUUUCUCACAUACCCUCAUUGUGCUCGCUGAAUAUAGAUUCUCCACGUGAAUUUGGCACUCCCUACAAAACCGCGCCUCGAUACAAUACUGACCCGUAUGAUGGCGACAGAAGAGGAGGGUUGAACUACGAGAGACAGCAUACCAAGCGAAGGAUUUAUUCCGAUUUCAACCAUAAUUUGAACAAUCGCGACACCGAACAUAUUAUUGACAGGGAAUACUCUCAGGGGGCUAGCAACGAUGACUCGGAAAUUAGGCACAAUAACCAAAAUUUGCCUGAAUGGGGAAGGGGGCAAAGGCGGAUGGGGCAUUUCGAAUUUAAUCGCCGUAACUAUGCCUACAAAAGUACACCUAACCACACGGCUAGAUAUCUGAUAUCUAAGUACCGAAGAGGUGCCAUGAUGAAUUCGUCUAUUAACAACGGCAACCAACACAAUACUCGGUAUAAUAAGGGUAAUAACAGACCCAACCCUUUUAAAAAAUUUGUCAACCUCCAAAAGACUAAUAACGAGGUCAAAGACGCUCCUAUUACCAAAUCAUUCGAAAAUAGAGCUUCUUCCUCUUCAAAGAGAAACCUUAAACCACCACCCAUCGCUAUCAAAAGGGAAUCAUCAUCAGGUAAAUCUACGUCAAAAAAUGCAACUCCUAUUAUUAAAAUCAUGAAAGAACCCAGAACCAUUAUAAGCCGCUGUGUUUUACCUUCCAAAAAGAAAAUGCUAGCAUCUGCCCUGGCAAUAAAUAAUAACACAAAUGGCGUUAAUGUGACGAAUAAUAUCACGAAUCCGGCAUCAUUGGAUCCUAACAAUGUUUUAAGCGGAACAUGUAACUCGAAUGCCGAUCUCUUAUCAAAUUACGAUAUUGGCAAAAUUUUGACUCCUACUAUAAUUAGUCCAACACUUAAAGGAAAUAUCGUGUGCAUGUCUAAAACGCCGAAUAUAUAUUUGGCAAAAGAGGCUAUAAUUAGAAAAGCAGCGCUUAACGUGCAAAUGUUUGGUAUUCAACAAAAAACUACGGUCAUGGAUAAUUGUAUGGCUGCUUCAGACAAAUUGAUAAGUUCAAACAAAGUAGCCAUCAUCAAGAAAACGAUCGAAGAAGAAGAAAAUAACACAUGUUCCUUGGAAGCUUUGGAAAUAAAAAGGCAGAUUCUUUUGCUAGAGUUGCAAAGAGAGCAUUUAGAUCCAAACGAGCGCAAUACGAAUAAAGGUGAUAUCAUAACGAAUUCGAUUAUUACCGCAAACGAAUCUUCUACAACAGUGACAAUGCCCAAGGCUCCCAAUUUCAUAUCGACUUUCCAAACCCUUCCUACUCCGGUUCCCGUUAAGGUCAUCACUAACCCUAAUGACCUAAAUACCAAAAACGCAGAUAAAUCAUCAUUUACGAAAGAUGACAAUCCAAAAAACAAUGAUACAACUAAUUUAAAAAUCCCAGUCAUUUUAGAGACUGACAGUGGCAAAGGUAUACGCUUUUUCGAAGAUUUUUCUUCCCUCUCCGAGGACUCCUCAUUCGAAAUCGACACAGAAAAGGCAGAUAAAAAGAAUGAAGAUAACAAGAAAAAUGUCACCCCUACGCAAGAAGCCGAUGUUAAAGAAGAGAAUACGAUUAAACAGACUAAAGAUCGAAUCAAAAAAAGGAGCAAUAAUAACGUGCAAACAAAUACAAGAUCUAUCGCAGAAACAUUUUUUAACAACGAUCAAACUAGCGAGGAGGAGAGCAGUGUCAAGGAAAUACCACGCGAAGACGCUCAAACUACCAAAACCAGGAAACGUCACAUACGUAAAAUCAAAACGGAGAUUAUACAAAAUUUAGUGGAAGAAAAAAUUGAGAGUUCUCACUCUCGCUCUCAUCCAGAUUCUGAAAUGGAAGAAGGCGAAUGUCUAAGUAGCACGUCCCCACACUCCCCUUUACCAACUCACGAAUCGGCUUCCAAUGAUUCCAAAUCUGGUUCGACCACAAGCGACGAGUCUAGUAGCUCAGAUGACUCUAGCUCAACAUCGAAAUCUUCUGAUGAUGGUUCGGACCACGAUCAUACCAGUGACGACUCAACCAAAUCCACAAAAUCUUUAACGAUUAAAUCAACCAAAAAUCCUGAAUCUUUAAAAAAAGAUACAUUAAAAAUCGCCAAAAAUGUCUCAAAAAUGAAUAAAAAUGGCGCUAAAAAAGGAAGUUCGAAAUCAAGUUCACCUACCCGCUCGGUUAACAUAAGCGAAGGCUUGUCGCCUAUGGGCAUUGAUAUAUCAAAUAAAAGUAAGGCCCACUCGAACGAAGGCUCCGAUUCUGAUUCUAAAAGUUCUGCCACCAAGAGCACCUCGAUAUCCCUCCUCAAAACUUCCGAUAAUUUGGAGUCGCCUAUCAAAAUAAAAACACAAAAAUAUUCGGAUGACUCGCGCUUAAAAAGUAAAUCCGAAAACACUGCUGAAAAAAAUAAGAAGUCGAGUCCCGAGACGAAAAAUAUUCGAAUCGGGAAAAAUUCGAAUAACGAUACUGAGCUAAAAAAUGCUAGUCCUAACGAAACUGAAAAUGCGGGCCCCAGCGAAUCAGAUAUUAAAAUUAUCUUCGAUAAAAUUGACACAACAAAUGGAACCAUUGAAAAAAAUAUUUUUAAUACUUUACCUUUGCUCGAAAAUCGAGAAAUGAUGGGUGUUGACGAUAUAAUGAAAAAGGAUACAACGAUUAAUAGUGAAUCUAGGACAAACGAUUUUGAGAACAUAAGCUCUGGUUCUAGCAACGAUAGUGACAUGGAUGACGAUGAACCAAAUACUCCACCAAUUAUUUCUUUAUUAAAACAAUGUGGCGUGUCCAAAUAUAUGACUAGGCCCGAAACAUACAAUAAAAUUCAAAGAUUGAUCACAAAUAACGGUAACGAAAUCAAAAACAGUGAUGUUGAGCCAACAUUUUUUAAACAUCCGUACGCCCUUCUACAUUCCUACUAUUAUUCAAACAAAUUUACUAAACCCUUAGAGAAAGAUCUAGAUCCUUUAACUUAUUUACAAAACAAUCAAACGGCUUUUUCACAACGCGAGGAUGCACAAUUUAGACAUCUUAUGAAUCUUAAAAUGUCAGAAUUUGAUUAAAAAUAAUAUUUUAUAAAUCAAUUAUAUAUAUAACUAUAUGUAUUGUUUUAUUAAAAAAAAUAAAAUACGCCGUUAUAUUAUAUUAGAAUUUUUUUUUAAAUUUAUUAAUUCAUAAAUGUACAUGAUAUUGGGUGAUUUUAUUGAA
Messenger RNA from Gordionus sp. m RMFG-2023, 4392 nucleotides. RefSeq lists its product as uncharacterized. The record is from RefSeq and is a predicted model, not a curated record. The coding region runs from base 354 to 4247 and encodes 1297 amino acids. Lineage: Eukaryota; Metazoa; Nematomorpha; Gordioida; Chordodea; Parachordodidae. The transcript has 22 exons. Gene Ontology annotation, molecular function: metal ion binding.